This is a messenger RNA of Tetrahymena thermophila SB210, 1255 nucleotides long. RefSeq lists its product as hypothetical. The record is from RefSeq and is a predicted model, not a curated record. Gene Ontology annotation, cellular component: perinuclear region of cytoplasm; nucleus; cytosol. Gene Ontology annotation, molecular function: small GTPase binding; GTPase activator activity. The transcript is spliced from 15 exons. Gene Ontology annotation, biological process: nucleocytoplasmic transport; activation of GTPase activity. NCBI's taxonomy places the organism in Eukaryota, Ciliophora, Oligohymenophorea, Hymenostomatida, Tetrahymenidae.
GAUAAAUUGCUAUUGUAUAUUUUUGAAAGAAAAAUAUAAAUGAUAUAAUAGAUUAAAUACUAUUACCAAUUAAGUGAUUUUUUUAACUCUUCACUUUAAUCUCAUUAGGUUCUCCAUAUUGAUCUAAAUUCCAGUUAUAUGUAUGACGAAGAUGUAUCAUUCUUAAGUUCUGCUUUAGCAAAUUGUGUUAAUCUCUCAAAUUUGACACUUAACCUUUUUAACAAUUAAAUUGGCGCAAUUGGUGCAUCAGGCUUAGGUUCUGCUUUAGCAAAUUGCACUAAUCUUUCAAAUUUGACAAUUAACAUUAGGACUAAUUAAAUUGGCGAUUAGGGUACAUCAGGCUUAGGUUCUGGUUUAGCAAAUUGCACUAAUCUCUCAAAUUUGACACUUAAUCUUAAUAAGAAUUAAAUUUCUGCGACUGGGGCAUCAGGUUUAGGUUUUGGUUUAGCAAAUUGCACUAAUCUUUCAAGUUUGACACUUGACCUUAGCUGGAAUGAAAUUGGUGAUGCAGGUUCGUCAGGCUUAUGUUCUGCUUUAGCAAAUAGCACUACUCUCUCAAAUUUGGCACUUAACUUUAAUAGGAAUGAAAUCGGUGACGACGGUGCAUAAGGCUUAGGUUCUGGUUUAGCAAAAUGCAUUAAUCUCUCAAAUUUAACACUUAACCUUAGUUCUAAUUCAAUUGGUGCAACUGGUGCAUCAGGCUUGGGUUCUACUUUGGCAAAUUGCCUUAAUCUCUCAAAUUUAACACUUAACCUUAGUUCUAAUUACAUUGGUGAAAUUGGUGCAUCAGGCUUAGGUUCUGGUUUAGUAAAAUGCACUAAUCUCUCAAAUUUGACACUUAAUCUUAGCAGCAAUAAAAUUGGCGAUCAAGGUACAUUACUCUUAGGUUCUGCUUUAGGAAAUUGCACUAAUCUCACAAAUUUAACUCUAAACCUUUGUGACAACAAAAUUGGUUAUCAAGGUGCAUCAGGCUUAGGUUCUGCUUUGACUAAUUGCAUUAAUCUCUCAAAUUUGACACUUGACCUUAGUUCUAAUGAUAUAGGGCCAUCAAGCUUAGGUUCUAGUUUAGCAAAUUGUAUUAAUCUCUUAAAUUUGACACUUAACCUUCGUUAUAACCGAAUUAGUGGAUCAUUAAAAUAUAUAUGGUAAAAUAAGAAGUCUAUCCCAUAGGGGUAUUUUUGACACUCAUUUUUCAAAAUUUUAAAUCAGGUUUUACUCCUUACUGUAUUAAAAUUUAAUUCUUUUCUCUUUUUAU